AUGUCGUCGCCCGCGAUGGAGGACCUUCAGCUGCAGCUGGAGCAAGUGCUCCUCGCCUCUCUGGAUCCCUCGCGGGUGAGGCAGGCCAGCGAGCAGCUUCGCACGCUGCUUCAGCAGGAACAGAAGGAGCAACAGCGCCUGGCGUACCUGCUGCUUGCCAAGCAGAUCGUCGACGGCCGCCAUGAGGAGGUCCGACAGCUCGCUGCCGUCCUCUUGCGGCGGAAAAUCGCAAAGGCGAUGACUGUCUUCGACGACAACCAGCAGAAGGAGUUCAUCACUUCGCUCGUCGCGCGUUUUUCGCAAGAGUCCUGCGCGCCUGUGCGUCGGGCAGUUGUCCAUUUGCUGGCAUCGAUUCUGCGGCUGGCGACUCUGCAAGAAGCCAAGCGCCAGGAGCUCUUCUCCGCGCUGUCGCACAUGGCGAUGCAGACGCUGGCGCCCGGCGCAGACCCGCAGCAGCUUCAGCAGCAAGUCGCUGCAGUCGACACCUUCGUCGCGGUCGCUGAGGCGUGCCCUGAUGAAAUGAUCGACUACUUUGACAAGUUCCUCGCUGUCUUCAGACACGCCUUCACCUGCACCGCUGCCGGCAACGCGCUGGGCACGUCGGCGCUCAAAGGCCUGCGUUCGCUCGCGGAGUUCGCUGAAGAGCCUGAACAGCAGAAACAGCUGUGCGCUCUGGCGCCGAGCGUGAUGCAAAUCAUCGCGGCGGCGGUCGACGCGAACGAGGACGACGUGGCGGCGACGGGCAUUGAACUCAUCGACGACCUUCUGAGCAACGACAACCUGGCGAUGAAGGACGCAGAACUUCUGACGGUGCUGGACUUUUUGCUCAAGACCGUAGCCAGCCGAAGGGACGUCGACGCAGGCUUGCGGCAGCAGGCCCUCUCCUGCAUUCAGUGGGCGGCCAAGCAGAAGCCGAGAGUGCUGUCGAAGAGUCCGACGGCGAUCCCCUCGAUCCUCGAUGUCUUGGUCUCCAUGGGCGCUGAGCCCGACGUCCCCGGCGGCGGUCCAGAGGACUUUGAGGAGGACGACUUGACCCCACACCGCAUCGCGGCGCAGUGCGUGGACGCACUCGCGAUCUCGCUGCCCUCCAAGUACAUUUUCCAGCCGAUGCUUGACCGCCUCACGCCCUUCACCCAGUCGCCCGAGGUGCUGAAGAAGCGCGCGGCGCUCGUCUUGCUCGGCAUCAUGAGCGAGGGCUGCGAAGGCGUCAUGAGAAGAAAAAUGAAGUUCUUCCUGCCCUUCGUCCUCGAGUCCCUCAGAGACCCGCAGCCCGUCGUUGCCGCCUCUGCAGCCAUCUGCUUUGGCCAAUUCGCAGAGUACCUUCAGCCCGAAAUCAUGCUCUUCCAGCGCGAGGCUCUGGAGCUUCUUCUGCUUCUGCUCGACAACCCCAGUGCCCUCGUCCAGCAGAAGGCGUGCUACGCCUUGGGCGUCCUCUUUGAGAACAUGGAAGCGCAGGACUUGCAGCCGGUCGCCAGUGAAGUCGUGCAGCGCCUCGUCCGCACGCUCCACCAGACUUCGUGCGACAAGGUGCGUGAAGUGUGCCUGUCUGCGAUUGGCUCGGCUGCGGCGGCGAGCGGGAACAGCGAGGACUCCUCGGCAGUGUCUGCGUCUCGCGCGCGGCCGUUUGACGCGUUCGCGCCCGAGUUGUUUCCGCUGAUUGCGCAAAUCAUCAAGAUGCCCACGGAGGAUCCGAGUGCGAAGAACAAAGAGAACGCCUCUGGGCAGCCGACCUGCUCGCCAGCCACGAAAGCGCGCGCCAUCGGCGUCGUCGGCGGCCUUGUUCAGGGCACCAGCGAGGCGGCGUACGCGCAGGAGCUCCCGGGACUCAUGCGCCUCAUCAUGGAGCAGAUGGCCAUCGAGACCGGCGACGAAGAGAGCGCCGUCUUCGCUCACGACAUCCGCGACGAAGCCUUCUCCUGCUUCAGCGACGUCUGCGCAGCCAUGAAAGACAAAUUCGUCGUCUUUCUCGAGGAGGUCAUGGCGGCCGUGUUCGCGUCGCUCUUUAGCGACGAAGGCUUGAUGGCUGACGACGACAAGAAGUCCGGGGGGACGGCGGCGCAGCUGCUGGAGGAGUUGGACGACGAAGACGACGACGCCAGCGACGAGCGCCUGCACAACAUUCGCAUCCGCGACGGCUUCCUCGAUGAGCUCGAGUCCGCCGCCCUCUGCCUCAAAACGCUGUGGGAGCACUGUGGCCCCCACUGCAUGAAAUUCAUCGCCAAGACGAAGGAGGCGAUUGACCUGCUUCAGGGCCACUUCCACGAGGCCGCGCGGCAGCAGUGCUGCUACCUAAUCAAGGCCGUCGCGACCGCGGCGCACGCCACCUUCGCGGGUCUCCCUGUGAGCAAGGAGAGCCCGAAGGGCCCUCUGAACCCCAACGUCCAGACUCUCUGGAGCAAGCAGUUGUGGCCAGCGCUGCACAAGUUGAUGGAAGAGGACGAAGAAAAGGAGACUGUUGGUGAUGCAUGCAUUGCCUUGGGAACGCUGGCUGAGGAAGUCGGCCCCGGCAUCUUCUUUUCGCGGGAAAUGCACGACGAAGUGGCGAAGCAGCUGCUCCUUCUCCUCAAGAAGAAGCACCCGUGCCAGGUCAUUCAGGACAUCGACGAGGACGACGACUCCCGCCAGGAGGAGGAGUAUCUCUUCGACGGCAUCUCGGUGCUCAUCUGCGGCAUGGCGUACGCAGCUUGCGUCGGCACCCGGCAGGCGCAGCAGGACCCCGUAGCUUCCGGCAGCCUCGUCACUGUCUGUAACCGCCAGGCUUUCGCCGCCACGUACCAGAAGAUCCAUCCGCACCUCCUCGACCUCGCCACCCACCGCCAGUCGUCUGCCUACGCGGCCAGUGGCCUCGGCUGUCUCGCAGAGGUCUUUUUGGCGAUGCAGGAGGACGCAGUGGGAUAUGCAGCCGACGCCAAGUUCCUCCAGGCUGUGCUGAAGGGCGUCCAGCAAGACGAGAACGAAGACUACCGCCGCAACGCGUGCUUCUGCCUCGGCGUCGUUUACGAGGUCGCUCACGCGCAACCCGCGGUCAACGCCAAGACGCCGGAAUUUCUGGCCGCACUUCACUCGAUUUUCAGAAGCCGCGAGGACAUGAACAAGUCAGAGCAGCUGACUCUGGAUAACGCAGCUGCCGCCGUUGCGCGAAUGAUUCUGAACCCCCCCGCGACGCCGCUGCCGCUGGAACACCUGGUGCCCGCCUUGCUCGUGUCGAUGCCUCUGCAAGAAGACCAUGAGGAGUCCGAAGUCAUGCUCAAGGCCGCGCUGAAGCUCGCCGACGACGCCGCCACACAGCCGCUGAUCGUGCAGCACAUCCAGAAGUUCCUCGUGGGGGUGAUCCUGGAGACGGCGCACCCCGUGAGCGUCAAGCGCGUGAAGCCGGAAACACAGGAGAAGGUUAUUGCGAUGCUGCGGCAGCUGCUGACGAACCCGUCGCUGCCGCCCUCGACCCUUCAAGGCGUCAAGGAGGCUGUGGCGUCCAAGCCCUUCGCGCUCGAGUUCAUCAACACCAAGAUCUAA
Molecule: messenger RNA, 3513 nt
Organism: Besnoitia besnoiti
Lineage: Eukaryota; Apicomplexa; Conoidasida; Eucoccidiorida; Sarcocystidae
Product: HEAT repeat-containing protein
Exons: 17
Coding region: 1-3513 (1170 amino acids)
Biological process (GO): protein import into nucleus
Cellular component (GO): nucleus; cytoplasm
Molecular function (GO): nuclear import signal receptor activity; small GTPase binding
Source: RefSeq, a predicted model, not a curated record